CCAAUUAUGCAACAAAUUUGCUUGUUUCAAAUUUCUGCUAAGGUGGCUGAGAGAUUUUGACUCUUCUGUAUAGCAAGAAUACACCAUCCUUUUCUGAAGAGAAAGACUCAGCAUACAGGACUGUUGCAUUGAUUUCAAUGAGUUAGUCUAGCCUUGUCGGGAUGGAGAAGGAGGCAAGCCAACUUGAGAGGGACCAUGUUCAUAGUGUAUAUGAAAAAAUUGCCCCUUACUUCAAUGAUGCACGCUACAAGGCAUGGCCAAAGGUGCAGCAGUUCAUUUCAGAACAGGAACCGGGCAGUCUGAUUGCUGACAUUGGCUGUGGAAACGGCAAAUACCUUCAUAUCAAUUCUCAGGUCUAUAAACUGGGUUGCGAUUACUGUUUCCCGUUGGUAGAAUCGGCACGAAAUGAAGGCCAUGAAGUAAUGGUAUGUCACAGCCUGUGUCUGCCGUAUCGAAGUGAGUGCUUUGAUGCUGUCUUAUCCAUUGCUGUGAUUCACCAUUUUUCAACGAAAGAGAGACGCAUGCGAGCGAUAAAGGAGAUGGCUCGCAUCUUGAGAGUAGGAGGCCAGAUAAUGAUAUAUGUGUGGGCAAUGGAGCAAAAACGGAGAAGAUUCGAAAAGCAAGAUAUCUUUGUUCCUUGGAAUCCUUCACCUCCCUCCUGCUCCUUGGGUGAUCCAUGCUCACCUGGAAUACAAAAAUCAAUUCUUCACAAGGAGAAAAAGCUGGCUUUGAACCAGUGCUGCCACAACUUGAAUGAGACUUUAGACGUAUAUAGGAAAGCCAGAAGUUCUUCCUGUGGAGGGGGGAAGAAAACCCUAUGCACAGUGUUUGAUAAGUCGCUGAGAUGGUCUCUUUUCUCAAGAUCACUUGACUCAGUAUUAGACUUGGGUAAUCAGUGGCACCAAGAAGAGCUCAUUAGGUAUCGCAAUUACAGUGUUCAGCUGAAUGAAUUAAACAGAAAAAAGAGAAUUGAAAAAAACAGAGAGCAUGGCUUUCUGAAAAACGUUUCCAACUUUUUUCUACACUGCAAACAGAGUUUUGAAAAUACAAUAGCUUUCGAAAUGGCUGUUAAACCUAUGCUGCCCAUGUCACAUUGCUCCAAGGCAUUCAGAAGUUGCUACUCAGAAUUAGGCCAAGAGACUAUACAGCUCCCUAUGGCGGCAGAUACUACUUGCAAUUGCAGCAGAGUGUGUUUACCUGACCUGAUUUCACAUCAGAAAGAAUUAGCUGUCAGAAAACAGCUUAAAAUAGAUCAUCACCCAAAACAAGGAGCUUUCUGCGAACCUCAGAACAAGACCAGAAUAGGUGGCUCCCCACAGAAAACAGUCAAAGAGUGUGCCCCGAGCCCAAGGAGCAGACAGCAGCAGGGUCCGAAUGGGGCCUGUCUAAGGUAUUACCAUGUUUUUAAAGAAGGGGAGUUGGUUGAACUGAUAGAACGUCAUAUUCCUGAGCUACAUAUUAUUGAUUCAUACCUUGACCAUGCAAAUUGGUGUGUGAUUGCAGAAAAGACUGAAGUGUGGAAGAUCUAGGGGAACUCUUUUUAUUGAACAUACAAAGAACACUUAGGGGCUUUCUUCCUUUUGAAACCUCAGUGCCUUUGAAAAUCUUUCCUGAAGCUUUUCAUAGCCUUGAGUUUGUUCGGGGCUGAGAGGGGUAUGAGGAGGGCAGUGUUUUGAAACUCUCGGGCUCUGUUACUUUGAUUUUGUUCUUAAAAUACAUUUCUAUUGAAUUUUUUUUCUACAGGUAUUAUUUCAUACUGAGCACAUUUUAGCACACUGAUCGCUUUUAAUAAAUAGCUGCCAGCUGUGUUUUGUUGCUUUAAGAAAGGUGAAAUAUAGUUGGAAGUGGAUUGCUGGGUUGUUUUUUAUGUGUAUAUUAAAAGUCUUUGUUAUUCAUUUAUAACUACAUACUCAGUCAUGUCAAAUUUUUAUUUUAGAAUUUAUUGUACUCUGCCACUUGAUGUAACAUAACAUGGGAAGUAAUUGAAAGAUGUAUUUUU
Messenger RNA from Rhea pennata, 1999 nucleotides. RefSeq names its product probable tRNA methyltransferase 9B. NCBI's taxonomy places the organism in Eukaryota, Metazoa, Chordata, Aves, Rheiformes, Rheidae. The record is from RefSeq and is a predicted model, not a curated record. Gene Ontology annotation, biological process: tRNA wobble uridine modification; tRNA methylation. The coding region runs from base 162 to 1529 and encodes 455 amino acids. Gene Ontology annotation, molecular function: tRNA (5-carboxymethyluridine(34)-5-O)-methyltransferase activity; S-adenosylmethionine-dependent methyltransferase activity; tRNA binding. The transcript is spliced from 4 exons. Gene Ontology annotation, cellular component: cytoplasm; nucleus.